CUUUUUGUUUUGCAAUUUUAUUUUACUUUUUUAUAAGUUAAAUGCUUGUUUAAAUUUUCACAAAAUAAUGGAUCAACUAUAUGUGGAGAUUGAGCUAAGCACAGAGCAUGAGGAAACUAUAAUCUACACCACCGUGCCUUCGUUUCUAGCGCUUUAUACUUAUAGAUAUGCUUAUAAGCAUAAGGAAUUCCAAAACAUAAAAAUCAACUUUGUGGCAAGCAAAAUUAUCACAGGAAAAAUCCGUUUGCGCAGCUCCCACUUGAAGCAGGAGUUGACGGAGCAGCAUAUAACAUGCCGAGAAGCAGCAACGCUGCCUGCUUUGAAGGAUCUGCGGCUGCCCAUCUUUGAACGUCAGGAUAAACUCUUUAUAGCUGGCACCUGUGCGGUUUGUCGCGAGAUUAUAGCACGUCAACCCAAUGAAGAGCUGCGUGAGCUACUUGGCUUCAAAGCUUCUUGUCUGCUGGCGCCUGCCGAAGCAUCUAUAUGGACACGCUACUGCGAGGUGGAUGUGGUUAACUUGGUAAGCCAACUGCAGCUGCAAGGCUUAAACAAUCAGGAGGUGCCUGUAGAAGUGGUGCGCUUUGAGCAGCAUAUGAAUCAACCUGUGCGCAUGCAUAAUAUUUAUAAAUUGGCUAGAGAGCAGGCAAAUCAAGGUCUUAAGCGCAAGGAGCGCGUGCUGAUAGAAUGCAGCACACCGAAGGAACAGCUGCUGAUUGAGCAUCGUUUUGCCGAGGGCAUUAGCUUUACCAUAGCCGAUCUCAUACUAUAUCCAUUGCUUAGCUUGGUUUUUGAGCAUUGUCCACAGAUGCUGCUGCAUUUUCCGCUCACCAAUACAUGGUUUGCUGAGUUGCACAGCCACACGCACUGCCGCCGCAUACUCCAUGAGCUCUAUGCAUCGCGACAGCAUCUCUGCAAUGAUGCUGUUGCUCCGCCACUUAGCAUACCCGACUGCGAGGAAAGUAGUCUUUACAAGGCGGAUCCCAAACGUUAUCGUCCCCGCAAUCGCAUCUAUACUAGUCAAAGCGAAGUGGAUGCAGCUCUAGCCAAACUUACACCACUGCAAAUCAAGUUCAGCGCCGACUCGGAGCACAGCUAUGGCGAAGAAUUAAUUGACUGGCAGCUAAUAGAGCCCAGCCAUGCCAAAAGCUCAGCUUUGCCAGCGCAGCGCUUAGCACGCAAGCGUCAACAGCUGGAGAAUAUGGCCAAUGCAGUCGUUUCCCUAGCUCAGCCCGGUGAUCGCAUUAUAGAUUUCUGUAGCGGCACAGGCCAUUUGGCCAUAUUGCUGGCACUCAAGCUGCCCCAAUGCACAGUCAUUGUGUUGGAAAACAAGGCGUUCUCCUUGGUACAUGCUCAGAAGCGCGCAACGGAGCUGAAGUUGAGCAACUGUCUCUUCUAUCAAUCCAAUAUAGAUUACUUUAUUGGACGCUUUGAGGUGGGUACAUCGCUGCAUGCCUGUGGCACGGCUACAGAUAUAGUGCUGCAGCAAUGUCGUCGCGUAAAUGCUAGCUUUGCCUGUUGUCCCUGCUGCUACGGUUCUCUGCAACCCAUGCCGCACAUCGCUUAUCCCUUAAGUGCGCGCUUCCGUGAGGUAAUCGAUACAAAGGAUUAUUUGUAUAUAGCACAUACGGCGGAUCAAGCACAUGAGCUGGGCACUACAAACUGCAAGCCGGAGAUAACACAACAAGGCUUGCACUGCAUGUGUAUUGUGGACACGGAUCGCAAGCUGCAGGCAGAGGAGGCUGGGUAUCAGGUGAUAUUGACACGUCUGAAGCCGGAACAAUGCACGCCCAAAAAUCAUUUGCUGGUCGGACGCUAUACGCGCUAAGCUGACUUUACAUAUUUAUAAAUCUGUAUACUGCCUGAUCCAAAAAAAUAAAUAUAUAUUAUUUUUCUA
Drosophila busckii is the source of this 1894-nucleotide messenger RNA. Its product is annotated as glutathione S-transferase C-terminal domain-containing protein homolog. The coding region runs from base 68 to 1825 and encodes 585 amino acids. NCBI's taxonomy places the organism in Eukaryota, Metazoa, Arthropoda, Insecta, Diptera, Drosophilidae. The transcript has 3 exons. The record is from RefSeq and is a predicted model, not a curated record.